Molecule: messenger RNA, 1148 nt
Organism: Capsella rubella
Lineage: Eukaryota; Viridiplantae; Streptophyta; Magnoliopsida; Brassicales; Brassicaceae
Product: binding partner of ACD11 1
Exons: 4
Coding region: 19-936 (305 amino acids)
Molecular function (GO): RNA binding
Source: RefSeq, a predicted model, not a curated record
UUCAUCUGGUUUUUAGCAAUGUCGAUGGUAACAGUCAAAGUUAGCAACGUUUCUCUAGAAACAACAGAACGUGAUCUCAAGGAGUUCUUCUCUUUCUCCGGCGAUAUUGCUUACCUUGAGACUCUAAGUGAGAAUGAAGGUUCUAAAUCAGCAUAUGUCACAUUCAAGGAUUUACAAGGAGCUGAAACCGCAAUUCUCCUCACAGGAGCAACGAUUGUCGAUUCAUCAGUCACAGUCACAAUGUCACCAGACUACAAACUAUCUCCUGAUGCUUUAGCUUCCAUUGUAAGUUCUCAGGAAUCAACGAAAGCGAGCGACAAAUCAUCAUCUCCUUCGCGUGAAGAUGUAUCGGUAUUUAGAAAAGCUGAAGAUGUUGUAAGUGGUAUGAUUUCAAAAGGGUUUGUUCUAGGGAAAGAUGCGAUAGCUAAAGCGAAAAAUCUUGAUGAGAAGCAUCAGUUGACAUCAAUAGCUUCAGCUAAAGUCACAUCUUUCGACAAAAGAAUCGGUUUCACUGAGAAAAUCAAUACCGGGACAACGGUUGUGAGCGAAAAAGUUAAAGAAGUCGAUCAGAAGUUUCAAGUCACAGAGAAAACCAAAUCAGCAAUAGCUGCUGCUGAGCAGACAGUGAACAAUGCUGGCUCUGCUAUAAUGAAAAACCGCUAUGUCUUAACCGGUGCGACGUGGGUUACUGGUGCAUUUAACAAAGUGAGUAAAGCUGCUGAGGAAGUUGGACAAAAGGCAAAAGAAAAAGUUGGUUUGGUUGAGGAAGAAGAAGAGGAGAAGAAGAAAGUGGUUGCUGAAGUUGUUCAUUUGUGUGAAAAACCAAAGGGUUUAGACCAAUCAGAACAACGUUCUAAACUCAAUGAAUCACAAUCACAAUUGCAACCACAGCCACCGAAGGAGUUUACUCCAAGUGUUGCUUCAGCUCAACCUUGAGAUACAUACAUAUGUGAAAUAUUUUGUUUUCUUUGGUAUGACAUUAAGAAAUUUUCUCCAAACGUUUGGAACAAAAGAAGCUGACUUGUUAGGACAGGGCCUAUAUGUUCCAGAAAACAUUGGAUUGCAAACUCUUGUUGCUUUUGUUGUUCUUGUUUCUGUCUUCUUUCUUCUUGUUGUUUCUCCAUUACAAGAAAAUGGUGAAGAAAAUU